GGCACGCAUGCGCGCGUCGUCUGCGCGCGCUGAGGCAGGUUAGACGCCUCUCCCGCUUCCUCGCCCUUUCUCGGAAUAAAAGCUAGCCGUUGGGCGGGCUCUCUCGCGCACGCGCGUGGAACGGGAGGGAGGGGAGGGGGGGAAGUGGCGGGUCAGAAUUCCGAGACAGGCGGACACCGAGUCGCCGGGCUCACGCGCGGUUUCCUCUUCCGGGGUCUCCAUUUUGGCGCCUAGCAACGGGAAGUCAAGCGUCGGAACGGUGAAUCGGUUCUGGAAGCCCCGCGGCCUCAGGCUCCGCUUAGUUCCCACUUGUCAGCCGGGGCCCCCUGAGGCGAAUGUUUCCUAGGCCUCUGGCCUAGAAAUGUGGGGCGGACGUCGAGAGGCUUCUUGGCCUUCGCUCCUGACGGUGGGGAAGCUGAAGAACUUUUCUCCAAGUGUGUGAGGAGAAGAAGAGGAGGACGAGGAGAACCAACAGCAGUAACAGUAGGACUCGCAACUCACACUUUCCCGUGUAUAUUCACUGAAAUGUUCGUGGAAGGGAAUUGAGCACACAUAUCUCUGGCCAAACUUCCUGUUGUGCGCGCACACACCUGUAGUCUUCGGGCAAAAAAAAAAAAAUCUUAUUAAAACAAGUUGGGAACCAGAAAACAGUGCAUGUAGGUGAGUUUCAGGUUAAAUGCGAAUAGGAUAUGAAAGGUGAUUCUUACUGGUUUGACUCGACAUACCUUGAGUAAGCUUUUGUAUAUGGGAAUGGUCUCUCACGGUCAGCCCCGCCCCAUUUUUCUGUUUAGAAAUUAUCAGUGCUUUUUGAAUUGACCUGUUGUUCCUGCACCAGCAUCCUAUAUCUGUGCACGAUGUUUUGUAAAGCCAUUUUUGUAUCUAAAUUGGCAAGCAGCUUUUAAUAACAGCAUGAUGCCUACUUGUAAUGAAAAUACUGUUCUAUGCAAUGUAAAUGCAUGUAACUACAGUACUCAGAAGCUUGCACUGACUGCCCAUAUGCUACCAGUCCAGGUUCAAGGAUUUUGUAUUAAUUUUCAAGGCUUUUAGCAACUUGGACCUGGGAUACCUCAGGGACUGACUGAUCCUUUAUAUUCCUAAUCACUGGGGCCGUCAAGGGAGUUGCUGUUAACACACACCACUGCUCCAUGGCUCGGAUACAUGGUUUGUACCCACAAGGAGCCUUACUGUCAGUAUUUUGGGCCUCCUCCCUGUUGAUCUUCUCGUGCUUACUGAUGUUUUUUAUUGCAACAAACUUUUUUAAUGAAUUCUGAUUGUAUAGCGUUCGUUUAUUUUUCAUCUUACUGGACCUCCUGUACACUGAUUAGAGAUGACUAUGACUAAGCGUUAAACAAAUUGUUGAAAUUAACAGUAAAUACUAAGCAGGGUUCUUACUAGAAUUUUGAGCUUCACAGGCACAUGUGAAAAGCAGCUGCAGGUUUCUCUUUGGACUGGAAAGUGGUAUUUCAAUUCAUUUCAACCACUUUCAGUUAGUAAAAUAUGAAUACAUGCUUGUUUUCAUCCCAUUUAACAAGUGAAGAUAAGGACUUACGCUGUGUUCCUCCAUAUAUACAUAGAGAAGACUGAACCGAAUAAGGCUAGUUGGUUGUUAUGACGUUGACCACAUUUUGUUUUAAACAAAGAUCCUUGGUUCAUAUGUAAAGCUGAACCACAAUUCUUUAGCAAAACUAAACUUCGUAGAAGUCCUCCUCCUGCCCAGUUGUAAAGACAGGGGAACAUGCAAGCCCAGUACUUCUAAUACCUCAAGCUGUAAAUUGGCAGAGGAUAUAAUAAAAUAAAGCAAAGCACAGGCUCUUGAAUGAAUACCGAAUAUGUUGAUGCAGACUCAUAGUUGAUAGGACUGUUCUAUGUAGAACUUAAACAGCAGGGGUCGGCAAACUAAGGCCCCCGGGCCGGAUCUGGCCCACCUGGCUCCUAGAUCUGGCCCGUGCCGUGAAGCCAGAACCCGCUGCGAAGCCGAGACUCCUGGAGAUGGCAACGGGAGGAAGCGGCCAAGCGGCGGCAGCUCUGCCAAUCAAACGCUGUGCCUGGUUUACCUCAGCUGUGGUUUGAUUGGCAAAGCCGCCGCCGCUCGGCCUCUUUCUCCUGCCGCUGCCCUGGUGCUCCUGUGGGCCAGAGAGCGGAGCAGAUGAUCUCUCUCUGCCUAUCCGCUUCACGAGAAGUGGUGGUGGGGGUGACAGCGGCAGCAGCCCCUGGGAAGGUAAGCACAGCGUCUUCUUUCUCUAGGUGGGGAGGAAGCCCGUUUCACGCCACCAUCACCAGCCCUUCGGCGAAUGAGGCAGGCGGCAAACCAAGAAGGCGGCUGGGGCUGGGAGGAGGACUACUUGCCCCCCUCACAGUGUGCAUAGAAAUUUGUUUUAUAUAUACAGAUAGAUAGAUAGGCCGGCCCUCAACAAAGUCUGAGGGACAGUGGAGCGGCUCCCUGCGGAAAAAGUUUGCUCACCCAUUAUACAGUGUGCACAUCAAACAUACACCAUGGGAGAGGUGUGAUAAAAAGGUUAGAUCAGAGAAGGAUGUUGAGAACAUUGUAAGGUAAGGCGCCAAAUAGCUGAGCCAGUAGUGAUAACUUUUCUGCAUUUUUGAUGAUUCUAAGCAGAUGCUGUGUCAUGGUUUCAGAUGCUGAUGAUGCACUAGUCACCUUCCCUUAGACAGCAUGUCGAAGAAAUCGGAGGCUCCACUGUCCUUAUCUGACUGUCGCUGUAAUAUCUGCAUGGAGAUUUUACUGGAACCAGUCACACUGCCAUGCAACCACACUCUCUGCAAUUCCUGUUUUCAGCUUACAGUGGAAAAGAGCAGCCUGUACUGCCCUUUCUGUCGUCGGCGAGUCUCUUCUUGGGCACGAUAUAAUGCCCGCAAUAACACUCUUAUUAAUUUGGAAUUAUGGGAAAAGAUUCAAAAACAUUUUCCAGAAGAAUGCCAACGCAGAAUUAGUGGACAGGAUGUAGAAGAAGAUAGUGAGUAAACCUGGCAUAUAUGGCCUUAUAAAUAUGUUACAAAUGUUUAAAAGGUUAGAAUAAUGCUUUUGGGAACACAGUAAAUUACCGUACUUUUUGCACCAUAACACUCACUUUUUUCCUCCUAAAAAGUAAGGGGAAAUGUCUGUGCGUGUUAUGGAGGGAAUGCCUGCGGGUGGCAUGCCUACGGAUUUUCGUCCUCUAAAAACUACGUGCGUGUUAUGGUCGGGUGCGUGUUAUAGAGCGAAAAAUACGGGUAAGUAUCCAGGCAUCCACCUUGUGGUCUGGAGAAAGUAUAAAGAUAUCCUCCAGGUGGCGAGACAAGGACACAUUUGAAAGCUCAAAAUGGACUGCUUUGUUGGGGAAUGUUUUUUAAGGCAUUGGCAUGCCUACAGUGUGAAUAGUGGACAGGUGGAUAGUAAAACAUUUGUGGGUACCAGCAUUUCUUGGUUUAUUUGCAAGGCUGAAGUAAUAGAAUAUGGAAAAGUAACCAUUGCUGAAAGUGAGCACUACAGAAUUGGAAUAGUCUUGUCUACAUGAAUGGGUUUGAAACCUCUGGGCCAGAAUUUAGUUUUACAUUAAGAGCUUGUCCUAGCCCAGUGAAAUAAUUAAAAAAAAAGUUUCAUUUGACCUUUAGCCAAAUUUUUUUUUUUUUUUAAUCUUCUAUUUCAGUAGCAUUUAAAGCCCUUUUGGAUUCAUAGAACUAGUUGUGUAGUUCUUUGGAACUUAGUUCAAGAAUUUGUCCAUUACUAAAGAAGUCAAAUCAAAGAGUGCAAGGGCUGAAACAAACAAUUGCAGUUUCUUUUGAAAAACUUUGAAGCCUUCUUUUACUUAUUUAUAUUGGAGGUUUACUUAAUCCUUUAGUACCAAGGAAGUCAGAAACUGUCAGUGACAGAACAGCACUUAAGUGAUCAACUACAUUUUGAUGUGACUCCAGAAGUGUAUUCUGUCAUAUAGUACUGAGAUUAAAUUGGAACUUGAUGUUUCUUUAUAGGAAAACUACAGUCCUUAAUUGGUUCAUUAAUAACUAUAUUUCUCAAAUCUUUUCUUUUCUGGAUAGUGUGCCUACAUCAGCCAGUGCGCUGUUUAAGUAAACCUGGAGAAUUAAGACAGGAGUAUGAAGAAGAGAUAAGCAAGGUAAAUCUAGAAAGCUGUGUGGGACCCACUAAUAGUCAGUUUUCAGAAAAAAACCACAAAAGCUUCAGUCAAAAGAAAAAGCUUUUGGCUAUGGUGUUCAGUCUCUAAACUGCAAGAAAAAGUCAGAAAUAAGUUAUGAUAUACUCUUACUUCAGGCAGAAGCAGAACGAUUGGCUCAUGAAGAAGAAGCAAGCAAUGCAAGCAAAGAGUAUAUUCAGAGGCUAUUGGCAGAAGAGGAAGAAGAGCAGAGGCUCGCAGAAGAAAGGAAAAAACAGAUGGAAGAACAAUUACUACUAGAUGAAAUAUUGGCACGGAAACUAAGUUGCGAUCUGGUAAGUAGCAGCUUGAUGGUAGACAACUCAGUUCAAUUAAAUUCUCAGGACAGAAUGCGCCCCAUCAUAAAGGCUUUCACUUAUUCAGUGAGGCAUCCCCCUUCCCCCCAGUGCCUCCUGAAAUUGGCUUAGAGCGGAUCAAGAGAAUACCCCAGAGUAGCGCACAGAGCAAGGAGAGGGGAAGAUUGUUCCAUCUGGCAAGCUAUAAUGCUUGUGCAGACAGAAUGUUCCAAAAAGUGUGACUUAGAAUACCAUCACUUUAUUUUCUCAAGCCUUAAAAUUUGAAGAAGGUACAUACCAGGCACCUUUUCAAUGUUACCUAUCUAAAGAACCUAUAUAUGCCCCAAGAUGGGCUCAUCAGCAUGGGAAGGCAGCCUAUCUAGGAGAAGGAAAACUGAUCCUAAACCUCUGCUGCCUUGCAGCUAUACUCAUUUGUGAGAAAGGCUUUGGGAGUAAACCCAGAGCAAAAUACCUCUACCUGCUACUUUGUGGGACAUCUUUGGGAGAAGAAAAGGCUAAGAAGUAAACAGUACAUAAAUUCAACGUCCUCAAGGCAGUUGGAUGGUGUCUUGUAUGCCUCUUUCUGGCAACUCCUGCAGCCAGAAAGCUGGUACAAAGUGUAUUGCUCUACUUCCCUUUGGACCACAUCAGUGAUGCUGAGAGGGCUCUUGUCAUCUGAGCAGCCCAGGGCCUCCAUGCAUACUGCCCAGGCUAGCACCUUGGAGAGGUCACUUCUGUGCUGCUAAUGCAGUAGAAACAAUGCAGGAGGCAGCAGUUAAGAAUUACCGGUCUCUGCAGCCACAGCAGCCGCUAUGAUUCUCCAGCAGUUUGACAUCAUCUCUGGAGGACUAAUCCAUUUUCUUUUGAGGCAGAUGGAUGCCAACAUUUAUCUGCUUUCUGCGUAAAAAGUAGAUAUUAUCAACGUAUUGAACAUUUAUUCUAUGUAGUAUGCUUAUUUCACUAUCCCAAUGUAACAUUUCCCCCUGGUUUCACAAGAUCUACCUCCUUUGACUAUUCUGAUUAAUCUGGAAUUGAAAAAAGCUGUGUUAAAAAUUAAAAGAUGUAACUUGGAAGAAUUCUAAGUUUUGAAAUGACUACAGAUUACACAUUUAUAUUACAAAUGCAGGAAAUUCCAACCUAUUACUUUUAAUUUAAAUUAGUGGGCUUCACUUGUGAACAUUUUUCUUUAAUAUUCCUACUUCUAGUUAAGAAUCUAAUGCCUGUUAUGAAUGAAUCUUAAGAUUAAACCUAGAAGUGUUCCUAGCGAAAUGAGCACAUAUUGAACCAGGUAAAAGCCAAAACCCAUUUUCUUCCAUGAUGGGAGGUGGUGGCAAUGAAAACCCACUGGAUUCUAUUGUAGAUGGGAGGAAAGUUCCACCUGGGUUUGGUCUCGGUAACAGGGGUUUCUUUCAUUGGUGUUUUACAUUAGAGCCUACUCAGAGAUUCUGUCCCUGAAUUCUUCAGUCAGUUGUUUCUGAGGGGGGUGGGUUCUGCCCUCUUCUAUCACAAUAUGCUUCUUUUACACCUCCCUCUUAUUAGGGAGAUUUGGUGGGUGAUGGCCUCAUGAUAGCAUUUUAUUUCAACACUCUGGGAACUCUGUAUGAUAUAAAUAAGGGCUCUAAGAGUUUCCUUUGUUGGGAACAGUACGGAUAUAUUAGAGUUUGUUUAUAAUGGUUUAAAUCAUUUGCAUGUAUUAGGAUUGUAUUAAAUUGUGCCAAAAGACUAAUGACUGUAUAAAAACAUGUUUAUUUAUAUUGAUGUGCUUUUUUGUCAAUACAGAACAGCUCUGCUGAGGAGCAAAUGAACAGCAGCCUGUCACAUGGACCCUCCCCCUCUGAUUCUGGCAAAACAUCAAAAAGCAAAAGCUGCAGUUCUGUGGACAUUAAAAAGUAAGUUGGAUCCAGUAAUUUGUCUCUUGGUUUCUUGGUUUCUUGGAUAUAAUUCGUUAUAUACACCAUGGAAGGAGAAAUUUAACAGUAUGAUAAUAGGAGCUUUAUGAUAUGACUUUAUUUUGGCAGUUUUCAAUUGAUGGGGUUGUGGUUUUUUUAAAGAAACAAUAUGAAGGUGGUGCAUUUUCUCAUUUUGGAAAACGUGGCCUAGUUUGGACUUCCCCAAGCUGGUUCUGACCACAUGCUUUUCCACCGUCACUCCUGGCAGCAUAAGCAAUAUAAAAAGCUUAGUUUUAUAACAUUUUGCCACAUGCUCUGCUCUUAGAUUGCAGUCUUAGUCCCACUUACCUACUGACUUCAGUAGGACUUACUUCUGAAUAGAAAUAGGAUUGCAUUAAGUUAAGAAUUAUGCUGACUUUGCCUUAAGACUUUGUUCUUCACAUGCUGUAAAAGUGUACUUAUGUUCCUUUUUCCUUAAGGUAUUUGUCUCCAAAGCCCUUUAAUUCCUUGCCUCCAAAGAAGUGCUUUAAAAAUUGGCAAGAAGAACAUUCUGGCUCCUUUUCUGAGGUAAUGUAUACAUAUAUUGAUUCCUGUGGAGUAUAAAGAUUUCAGCAUUCUCAUAUAAGUACAUGUGAUAUCUAUGUGAAUUUUAAUAUCCCAUACAUUUCCAUACUCCAUAUUGCCAAUAUGAAUGCCAGUUCUUUUUCAUAUUUAUAACAUGAGUACAUGCAAAAUCUUUUGGGAAUAGUGAACUGUAUUUGACAGCUAUAAUUUGCACAUUUCUUUCUUCCAGGAGAGCAGCAACACUAAAAACAUCUGUACAUCAAGAGAAAAGGGAAGAGAAAAUGAAAUGCCCACACUAUCUCCACAGGCAAUCAGGGAGGCAAAGAGAGGUGCGGAUGGUUAUGACUAUAAAAAUGAGAGUUUUACAAUAGACAUGCAGUUGAGAACAUCUCAAGAAUCCUUCCCUGAAGCAGCAGUUGAUUCAUACUUAAAUGAUAAAAGGAAAAGAACUUUCUCACAAACUGAUGAUGAAGAAGAGAUGGAUGAUAUAGAAAGGCAGAUAAGUUUGGAGCAGCAGUUUUAUGAAAGGCAAAAGCAAGAAGAAGAGGAUAGACGUCUGGCUCUGAAGCUUCAGAGGGAAAUGGACAAAGAACAGAACAUGCUAAAUCGCAAAAAAGGGUCUCCAGAUGAAUACCAUUUGCGUCCUACAACAUCUCAGUCAGUAAAAGAAUCUCCAGUUGCAAGGAAACGGAGCAGGCUUUCAAAGAACUCAAAGUCUUCAAACAGCCCACUUGAAACAGAUAAGCGAAAACUACACAGAAGCUCCCACAAUGAGAACUGGAAACCCUCUAACCAGCUCCAGGCAAAGUCACCUUCUGUAAAAGGAGGAAAUGUUUUGAAUUGUGUCAACAGCUCUAACUCAAAAGAUGCAGAAGUGCUUUCAGGCAAGCAAAAAACAAUUCUUCAGAUGUUUAAGAGGCCUGCGACAAACUAGAUGAACAGUAAUACUUUCAUGACAUUGAUUGGAGUUAAUGAAGGGGCACUGUUGAAAAGCUGACCUAGUCAAACAAUUAUUUCUUCAGGGAUCAAGUGCUUUCAGAAUUAAUGGGAGACUUGAUUGGGAAUCAGUUGUGCCUGCUGUAUGCCCACUUGCUUUUACUUGUUGCAAUUCACUUCUUUAAUGCAUGCAUGGUAACAGGUUGCUCUGAAUGUCAAGAGAGAUGUUUGUUUAAAACCAUCAUGCACUACAGCUCAUGUAGUGUUCACUGUGUAAUCAAACCAGUUUCCUAUUACCCCCUCCCAGUUCCCUACCACAACAAUAGUAAGAAAAUUUGAAAAGAUAUGUAAACUUGGCUUGAACUGAGACAUCCCUCUGUUUGAUGGGUCAGUAUAACCUUGACACUGUUGAUGAUGUUGAUUCAGACUUACACUUUUAUUGCUGGAACACAUAGCAAAUGACCCAAAUGUCAUCCUUUACAUUGCCCCUAUAUAUAUCUGCCCUGAACUUAAGAAUUCCUAUUUUUCCCCCUAGUGUUUUUUUCUAUUUCUUGGAAUUAUUUGAUUAGAACAUAAUCCAUUAAAAUGGCUUUCAAGCUUCAAGAGAAAACUAUCCUACCUUGAAUGAAUUUCCACAGUUCAGUAGGGGAUCUUAAUACAUAUUCAAGUAAUGUCUGAAGAUGGAGCCUGUGCAUAUUCCUCCCCCCCCAUUAUUAAUUCAUAUUUUUUACAGUAAUAAGUACAUUUUCCAUAAAAAACAUGGUGACAUUAAAUAAUUUCCACAAUAUAUAAAAAUGAAUAUUACUUUCAUAUUCUAAAUUUCAUAAUAACCAUCUCCUGAGCAAUAUUUUUAUAAUGUCCUACAGUCUCUAAACUAGUUACAGCUCUGAUAAAAAUGAAACUUAAAGACCCCUCCCUGAACCUCAGAGUUAGUUUGACGAAAUGAAGAUUAUUUCAAAAAUUUCCUAGCCAAUGUUAUGUAGAAGACUUCUCAGUUAUUUUCUCCUUUUUUUGGAAUAUUUGCUGUAGAUAAUAUAUUAAUCAGAAGUUAAGAUCAUCUGGAAAGUAAAUCUUUAGAUACAAUUAGAGUAAGUAAUUGGACAGUCUCCUUCCACAAACACAUUAUUUCAGACUGUUUGAAUAGUACAGCAGCUCCAUCACAUUUACAGGCAACUCCCCAAUUGCACACAAUCAGCACACACGCUCUCACUGACAUGCACACCAAAAUGGUACCAAAAGGGGGUGAAAUGGGGGCUGAACAGGGGAAUCCCGUUUGCAUGCAUCCCGGAAUGGAACUGCUGCAUAAGUGGGGAUUCCCCUGUAGUUGUUUGCUCUUAAUUUGAAGCACUGCCAACUUGCAUCCAAUAUUGUAUAUAUUCAAGUGCAUUGAGGUACACUUUAUAGAAAACUGUAAAAAUAACUUUUUAGAGUUCUAAAUGAUUAAAUUCACUUU
This is a messenger RNA of Podarcis lilfordi (Lilford's wall lizard), 9283 nucleotides long. NCBI's taxonomy places the organism in Eukaryota, Metazoa, Chordata, Lepidosauria, Squamata, Lacertidae. The record is from the annotation of a GenBank genome assembly.